GAAAUUUAGCCAAGGUCACAAAUAUUUUGAAAAGUGAUUUUUGAAGUUUCUUCGUUUAUCUCAAAAUGUAUGGGCAGAAGAAGCCACCCCCUAUGUCUGAGAGUGAGUCUGAUUGGGAUGACACCACCAGGGCUAGCAGUCCAGAUGCAAAGCUACAUAAAGCACCUGCUAUUGAAGUGAGCUCGGAUGAAGAACCAUCAAGGAUGUCUGUCAAGUCAUCAAGGUCGAAUAAGAAAUCAAACAAUAGAUCUACAGUACUGAAAUCAACUGAGAAUACUUCUAAGUCCAGUAAGCAAGGGACUCCAAAAUCUCAACAGAAAUCUCAACCAAAAAAUGAUCUCCUUGAUACAUUCACAUUCUCAGACAGAGGGCGCAGAAAUGAUGCAUAUAGCGAGGAAGAAGAUAUGAGUGUUAGAUCAAGAGCCUCAAAAUCAUCAAAGACAUCUAAACAUCAUCAAAAUAACAAGCCAUCCAAAACUGAAAAUCCACCUUACGAUUUCAGAGAUGCUAUAACAGACAAAAGGAAUUCCCCUGCCCCUAAGGAAAACAGACCCCCUGGUAAAGAUCGCAAGGGACAGAAGUAUGACAUACCUCCAGACUCAGCAAGAACUGAAAAAGGAUUUGAUGACUCUUGGGACAGUAACAGUGAAGGUGAUGAUUCCACAGGCUUAGCAGAUAUCAGGGCAAACUUUACCAAACCUCACCCUGAUCCACAACCCUCCGCACCCCCCACCCGCGCUCGCACUGAACCCACCACACAGCCAGUACCCCAGGGACCAUCUCAAGAUAGAAAUAAAGAAUUCGAAAUAGACUUAGGAAAAUCAACAUCUUCAGGGAAAGGCAUAAAGAAUAUGGUCAAAAAGCUUAGUGGAAAAUUCAGCCCAAGAAAUGAUAAGGGUAAUAUUUCCCGGGAGCCACUCGUUCAAGAAUCUCCACAGAAGUCCCCAGAAAAUGCAAUUCCUCAACCCCCUAGUCAGUCCAAGAAUAUGUCAAUGUUUGUUACUAGUAAAGAGGUCAGCGUAAGAAAUAAUGACAAGGGGAAAUCUCAAAAAUACUCAGAAGGUCAAGGUGCAGAGAACACCCCUUAUAUGGACGAUCAGAAUAGAGUUGUGUUUAUCUACAAUGAACUACACACAGACCACUACACAUCACUGACCAGUAGCACUCAGGAGGCUGUCACACAGAGAUUCGCAGACACAGCUGAAGUUUUCAUCACUAGAGGUGUCCAGGAAUUCUUCGGCAUCAUACGCAUAAUAAUUGGCUUCAUCUUGAUAUUUGUGGUUGAGACCAUCAAGUUUGUACUGAGAUAUAUUGGACAGUUUCUCCUCGUUGGGACAGUUACGGCAUUCGGGGACUACCUUAUAAAGCCACUUUUUCUCGCCCUCCACCAAAGCAUUCUUAACCCAGUGUUGACUUUUAUCUGGAAUCUGACAAUUGGCUUACGAAAUAUUAUUGGACCGAUUUUGGAGAUCUAUAGAAGUCUGAUGUCUUCUACUGCCGUUUUAUUACAGGCUUUCCGAUUGGUUGAAAUCAGGCAAAUCCCAAACCCGAAUCAUCAGUCAGUGAUGACAGCCUAG
Molecule: messenger RNA, 1577 nt
Organism: Owenia fusiformis
Lineage: Eukaryota; Metazoa; Annelida; Polychaeta; Sabellida; Oweniidae
Source: the annotation of a GenBank genome assembly